AAGUGAUAAAUUCACUGUGUAAUAUAAAAAAGGUAUGCAUAUGAUCGGUAUAUUAAACGCGCGGAUAUUCCACAUUUCUAAAUAAAUGAAAUUUCGUGCCAUAGAUCAAAAUACUUUUUAUACAUGUACAAAGAGAUUGGCAAUCGUGGGCUAUUCAAAGUGAAUUCGAAAUUCUGCAGAAGUUUGCGGAAACUGGAAGAAGCCUUACAAUCGGCUAUGCUAUAUUGCUUAAAUUAGGUGGCAUGUAUGCAGCUGGCAACAUCUUUUGGAUAAUGGCGAUAAUUCCGAAGAUAAUCGGCAAAAAUAUGACUUCUAACUAUUCGACACGGCCAGUAGGAUUUCCAUAUCAUGUUGAAUAUUUCGUAGAUGUCAACAACUACUACUAUCCCGUGCUGAUUCAUAAUUAUUUAUCCGGUGUCAUUCGACUCACUGCCAUAGUCGCAUCCGAUACCUGCGUGGCUAUUCUAGUACAACAUUGCUGCGCACUAUUUUCAAUCGUUAGAUACCGAUUGGAGCAUAUACGAAAAUCAAUCGAACAGGAUAAAGAACUCGCUAUGCUGGAUGAAGAUGAUAAGAUUUACGCGAAUUUUGCUUACUGUAUUCAAAAACAUGAAGACGCCUUACAGUUCGCGAGCCUCUUGGAAACUAUUUACUCAAAGGCGUUCUUUAUAGAAGUCGGCUUAAUUGUAGGAGCUAUGAGUCUCUCAGCUGUACAGGCGACCAGUGGUAACAUAACUCCGAGGGAUGCAAUGCAACACGGCGGUUUUAUAACUGGUCAAUUAUUGCAUUUAUUUACCGCAUGCUGGUUAGGACAACAAAUAAUCGAUCAUAGCGAUCGUAUAUAUACAUCAAUUUACCAAGGUGAAUGGUACGAAUCAUCGCCGAAAUCCAGAAAACUUUUAAACGUGAUGAUGCUAAGAAGCACUUCACCUUGCACAUUAACUGUUGGUAAAAUCAUGGUCCUUUCUCUUUCGAGUUUCAAUGCGGUAAGACUCGCCAAUUCCAUCUAUACGACAAUCCCUCUAUAUUUAUCGACCAGAAUAUUUUGCAAAUUUCCAUUUUUUAGAUUGUGCGUGCGUCCGCUUCGUAUUUCACCGUCUUUAAAUCCGUACAAUAAUCUAAAAGUAUCGGAAAUAUUUUUGAGGAGUAUAACAUUAUUAUUAUUGAUGUAAGAAUGUAUAAUACUAUAUUGUCUACAUAAUGAUAGAAUAUAGACAUAAUCUACAUUUACGUAAAGAUAAUUAUAAAUAAGCAUUAACUUAUAUGCACGCUUUUUUGAUAAAGCAUAUAUUGUUUUUGUAAAACAAAUAUAGAAACCCUUCAAUCAUAACAACGAAUAAAGACGCAUCUUCU
Molecule: messenger RNA, 1353 nt
Organism: Formica exsecta
Lineage: Eukaryota; Metazoa; Arthropoda; Insecta; Hymenoptera; Formicidae
Product: odorant receptor 4-like
Exons: 6
Coding region: 243-1172 (309 amino acids)
Biological process (GO): sensory perception of smell; detection of chemical stimulus involved in sensory perception of smell
Cellular component (GO): plasma membrane
Molecular function (GO): olfactory receptor activity; odorant binding
Source: RefSeq, a predicted model, not a curated record